AGAUCACAAAAUUCAACUACAGAAGCCUCAACAGAAAUGUUAAUCCUCAAGUGUGUUCUUUAGGAAAAGAUCUACAGUACAUGUAUUUUCUAGAAUUCUUGUCAUACCCUUACAGUAUGUAAAAGAUAAAAGAAAACUAAAUGAAGAUGGAUUCAGGUCAAGAAAAGAAUAAUAUUUCUGUUAAAAAAGUUGAAAAUGCUAAAGAAGAUUGUAUUAGUGCCUCAACAGAUUUUGAAGUUGAUGUUGAUUUACGUCCAUACAUUACAUUUCAAGAGAGACUAUGCAAAAUUCUUCAUUCUCAUAAAUUUCAAGUAAUCAUCAUUUCUCUGGUUAUAUUUGAUUGCUUAUUGGUCAUUUCUGAAUUGAUGAUAGAUUUGGAAAUUGUACCAUUAGGUGAUGAACAUCAUAUUGCUCCACAUGUACUGCAUUAUAUGAGUAUUUUUAUAUUAAGUCUCUUCAUUAUUGAGAUAUCUGCAAAAAUCUAUGCAUUCCGUAAAGAAUUUUUUCUUCACAAACUGGAAGUAUUUGAUGCCAUUGUUGUCGUUUUGUCCUUUAGUUUGGAUAUUGCAUUCAGAAAUUCCAGCGGAGCAAUCAACGGCUCGGGUUUAAUUAUUAUUUUAAGAUUAUGGAGAGUAGCCAGGAUUUUAAAUGGAAUAGUGCUGUCAGUAAAGACACAGGCUGAGCACAAAUUAUCCAAAGAGAUUCAAUUGCGAGAAGCCGUAGAACAAGAGCUGGCGAAGUGUCGCAACUACUGUGCAGCUCUAGAGCAGGAAGUAGAGUCACUCCGCUCGGUCUUGAAAAUGAAUAAUAUAAAAGAACUGCCACCGACUGUAAUUAACAAGCCAGUUUUGCAACACAAUACUGUUAAUGUUGUUGCAGAAGUCAACAAUGCCACUGUACAUUAUUCAAACAUAAUGUAAAUUUUGUUUACACAAUUGUUCAGAUAAGGAAAGUAAUUAGAAUAUAAUAAUGAAAUAUAUUUUUAUAUCAAUUUUGAGAAACACUCAUGAUAAAAAGUUAUGUAAAUUACUUUUUUAACUGCUUUGUGCAUAAUAAAAUAUGAUUGAAAGAUUAACAUAUACUAAUUAAAAAAUUCAUAAAAGAAAAGAAAUAUUACAAUGGUCCAAUCAUAUUUAUCACAAUUUGUGGUAAUAAUGAGUGUAACUAAUAUAUUUUUUUAUUGCACGUUGUUAUACAAACCACAAGUAAUUUCAUAUUUUCUAGCAAUUGUCAUAAAUUAUAUAAAUAUUGACAAAAUUUAUUGUUUAUUAAUUAUAAAAAGCAAUAAUAAAAAUAUAUAUACUGUAGGUCUACAUUAAAAGAAGUGAUGUUUACCUGAUUGUAAAAUAAACAUUCAUAGCUAUAGAAAAAGUUAAUGAUGUCUUACAUUAUAAUUUUUAUAUUGUGAUAUUAAAAAUCACAGUAUUUUAUUCUAGUAUUGUACAUAUUAUAUAUAUAUAUAAAAUUUUAGAUUGUAUCAUUGAUUUAUGGUUAUGCUGAUUUUGAAUAUUUUAAAAAAAAACUUUUUUAGAAACAAAAGAAAAAAGGGUUAUGUAAUGAAAUUUCUUUUCCAAACAUUUCAUUAUUGUUUAAACAAUUUUUUUUAUAAUAACUGCAACUUGAAACUAGUAUUAAUAUAAAAUUUAUAUUAUACAAAUAGCUGUUUUAAAGCAAAUAAUUUCAGAAAUGUUUCAAUUUGUGCAAUACAGAUGAAAAAUGUACAUAAAACAAAAUGAAAUUUUUGGAAAUUAAAUAUUUUGAAACUGACAGUGAUAAGAAUCAAAGAAUAUUAGAUAAAUAAUUCAAUGUAUUUCUUCAAAUAACAAAUAUUGUAUGCAGUAAAUGUUAAAAAAGAAAUUAUGACUUGUUUUAACAUUUUGCUAAUAAUAUGCAGUCAUUUGUCAUACAUAUUGUCUUCAAUUUUAGUUGUAAUUUCUUUAAUAGUUCCUUCUCAAAAAUUGAGCAGAAAAUCAUAAUUGAAAAUUCAUGUCUAUUACCAUUUGUGAAUCAAUUUUAUAUCUAUUUAAUAUUUAAGUUGUGCAUGAGAACAGCUGAUCCAAUUUCUAUGAAACUUUGUAUAUAAAUUCAGGAUAGUCUGGAUAAGGAUAUAGACUACUUUUUAUUUCCAAAAUUUUGGUGUUUUUAUAAACUUUAGAAUUAUGUUAUUGUUUGUAAGAGUAAAUAUAGUUUAUACCUGGUUCUUAUCAAGCCUUUCACAUGAAUAGGAAGUUUUGCCCAGAGGUUGGUGAAUGUGUAGUGAAUCAUGAAAUUCAAAUGUAAUAGGCUAAUGUUGUGGACAUGGACACUUUUGCCUGUUAAUCAGUAAAGCUGGUCAUUGCUAUUUGAGCAAAAUGCAUACAGUAUUAAAUGUAUUACCAUUGCCAUUUUCACCUGUGUCAGAUUGUAAGAAAUUUUAGGGACUCAUUGACAAUAUAUAUAAAAUCCUCUUAAUUUUGAACUAUCUGAGUUCAAAUUAAUGUUACUUUGUAACUAUACUUUUGUCCUGGCCAGGGAUAUAGAGAUUUGCAUGUUGAGGAAUUUGGUUAGUUCAAAAUACGAAUACUACAAAAUUCAAAGUGAAAAUUCUGUCCUAAAUUAUUGUGUGUGUGUGUAAACUAGUUUGUUUAGAUCGAAGUGCCUCCAUGCUAUAAGAGAACAAUAGACCAAGAACAACUCUAAUCUGGCUUUGCUUUUACAGUAACACAUUUUAAGUGUCACCUUACCCAUGGGCUACUUUUUUUUUCCUCUCUCUUAUCUCAUAAAAUACAGCUGGUUUUCGGGAUUGCAAGAUUGGGUACGAGUAGCAGAUUGAGAUAUUUGUAGGGAUCAAGGCUACUAUAUUUGGGCGACUUAUACAUUUUGGGCCAUUUAAAAAAGUUUGGGCUAUAUUUCAAACAUUUUAUU
Centruroides sculpturatus (bark scorpion) is the source of this 2904-nucleotide messenger RNA. Its product is annotated as voltage-gated hydrogen channel 1-like. The coding region runs from base 141 to 920 and encodes 259 amino acids. Gene Ontology annotation, biological process: proton transmembrane transport. The record is from RefSeq and is a predicted model, not a curated record. The transcript has 5 exons. Gene Ontology annotation, molecular function: voltage-gated proton channel activity. Lineage: Eukaryota; Metazoa; Arthropoda; Arachnida; Scorpiones; Buthidae. Gene Ontology annotation, cellular component: plasma membrane.